AUGAAAGGUCGCAGUUGGAGCCCCGUUGGGGCUCGCCGGAGGGGGUUGAAGUCGUUCACAGCGCGGAUGACGCUUCGGCUCUUUGCAAUUGCUUCCAUCGUCGUCAUAUACCACUUACUGGACCUUCAUUUCCGAUAUCGAGAGUAUAUGAGAAUCAAGUAUCUCCCGACGCAGUUCGACUCCCUCUCAGAUUAUGACGAGGCAGUACUUACUAGCACUGGUUGGGAAGUCGACUCUCAUACCACAAAUGCUGAGCGCAGCAUCCUACUGGAUAACCGGCGUCAUUGGAAAAAGCUUGGAAGAGGUAGAGAGGGGGAAACGUUCGCAUUCAACAACACUGUCAUCAAAGUCUACAACGAGGAGACAAGUCCCUUUCGCAAUUGCAUUCAGGGUUCAGACGCGCCCCCGAGAAGAUGGCCUACCGAGAUCCCUGCCAGUCUGAUCAUGGGUGGACAUGAUGACGGCUCGACAUUGUUCGAUGAUGAGCAAUACAGAGAAUACUUCGUCCCAGUCAAGGACUAUUUCUUGGCCACUACGGAACCGUUGGGGUCCCCGCGAUGGCAUCUCGUCUCGCCAUUCCUCAAUUCAGGCACCCUAAAACACCUAGCAAAGAAGCUGCGUACGUCUAACAACCGGCACUCGUAUCGUGAGCUCGAUCAAAUGUUCAGACCAUCAUUCGAAUCUCUCCUCUCGGCACUCGACAGCUUGCACAUGGCACACGACCUCUGCCAUGACGACGUCAAGCUAGACAACAUCUUCGUGGCAUCCGAGCAUGAUCCUAGAAAGUGGAAAUUCGGCGACCUCGGCAACGCCCGCGAGCCCGAUCACCCAUAUCACUAUACGCCGCUGUGGAUCUCGGACACGCCUCAGCUUCGCGACUGCCGCGCUAACGAUGCGCUGCGCCUGACGAGAGUGUAUCUUCAAUUUCUUCGCGCCUCGAGCGGGGACCCUGAUGCGUUUGAUGAGGCCCUGAUCGGCGGCAUCGAUACACUGAGCAGAUUCUACUGGGUGGUUGCCCGCUCCCCGAUUCAGGCCUCGGCGGCACAGAUUUGGCAGCUCUCAGCUGUGUACCCGCCCCAAUUGGUUGGCGAGAAGACGCCGUGGAUGACGAUGCAGCCUGCCCAAAUCGACUUCUCCCGCGGCUGGGCACCAACGGCUGAGGCUGUAUUUGGUUGGAAGGGGUCGCUGAGAAGUGCCGUGAAAAAGGAGCUGAGAAUUGGAGCCAAAGAGAACAUGGGUAGGCUUUUCGGAUUGACCAGGAUUUUGGGCAUCCCAGUUGAAGCGUGCCAGGCUGUCUAA
Molecule: messenger RNA, 1299 nt
Organism: Colletotrichum phormii
Lineage: Eukaryota; Fungi; Ascomycota; Sordariomycetes; Glomerellales; Glomerellaceae
Exons: 1
Coding region: 1-1299 (432 amino acids)
Biological process (GO): protein phosphorylation
Molecular function (GO): ATP binding; protein kinase activity
Source: RefSeq, a predicted model, not a curated record